Oikopleura dioica is the source of this 2577-nucleotide messenger RNA. Lineage: Eukaryota; Metazoa; Chordata; Appendicularia; Copelata; Oikopleuridae. The record is from the annotation of a GenBank genome assembly.
AUGGCGGGCGGCAAUGCUGGAAUGGAAGGGCUCAUUCCGAUGAUAAACAAGCUGCAAGAUGCAUGUACGAAAUCCGGGCAAGCUUUAGACAUUGAUCUACCUCAAAUCGCCGUCGUUGGUGGCCAGAGUUCGGGAAAAUCCUCCGUGUUGGAAAACUUUGUUGGUCGUGAUUUUCUCCCGCGAGGAACUGGCAUCGUAACGCGUAGACCCCUCGUUCUCCAGCUGGUGAAUAACUCUGGUGGAGAAUGGGGCGAGUUUUUGCACAAAAAGGGACAGAAGUUUUACCAGUUCGAUCAAAUCCGCGCUGAAAUUGAACAAGAAACAGACAGAACAACUGGUCAUAAUAAAGGCAUUUCGCCCAUUCCCAUCAACUUGCGCGUCUUUUCUCCAAGGGUGCUGAACCUGACACUUGUUGAUCUCCCGGGAAUGACGAAGGUAGCCGUGGGAGACCAGCCGCCUGAUAUCGAGAGGCAAAUCCGCGAAAUGAUAAUGCAGUUUAUUACCAAAGAAUCUUGCCUGAUCCUUGCUGUUUCGCCGGCUAAUCAAGAUUUGGCAAACUCAGAUGCGCUCAAAAUUGCCAAAGAAGUCGAUCCGGAAGGAAUGAGGACGAUCGGAGUCUUGACAAAGUUGGAUCUGAUGGAUCAAGGGACAGAUGCGAAAGAUAUUCUUGAGAACAAACUGCUUCCUCUUAGAAGGGGAUAUGUCGGUGUUGUCAAUAGAUCUCAGCGCGAUAUCGAGACUCGUCGAAAUAUCCAAGACGCAAUCCAAGCCGAGCGUAAAUUCUUCCUCUCGCACCCUCGCUACCGCCAUAUGGAAUCAAGAAUGGGCACGCCCUAUCUUCAAAAAGUCCUGAAUCAACAGCUCACCAACCAUAUCCGCGAAUCCCUGCCCAAAGUUCGAAGUCGAUUAGCGAAGCAAAUGACCGACAUUGAAAAAGAAGUCAAGGACUUUAAAGAUUUCAAGCCUGAUGAUCCGGGAAGACAGACGAGGACGAUGUUGGGGCUGAUUAAUCAGUUUAUGAACGUCUUCGGCGAGACGAUCGAGGGCCAUUCAGGUGUGACUGUCAGCGUCGACGAGUUGAGCAUCGGUGCUAGAAUCAACAGAAUCUUCCACGACCGUCUUCCAAUCAAGCUAGCUGAACGGACAAUCGAUGAGAAACAUCUUCGGAGGGAAAUCAAGAUCGCUAUUCAAAACAUUCGUGGUGUAAGGACUGGUCUCUUUACACCGGAUAUGGCUUUUGAGCGAAUUGUCAAGGAACAAAUCACUGUCAUGAAAAACGCUCCCCUGGAAAUUGUCGACCAGGUCACGAAUCAGCUCACUGGUGCCAUCCGAGAAUGCACGAAAAAUAUGGCCAAUUUUCCGACUUUGCGAGAAGAAGUCGACCGAUUAGUAGCAACUUAUAUUCGACAACAAGAAGGGAAAACAAAAGACUUUAUCGAUAACCUGUUCGCGUACGAAACUGCCUACAUAAACACCAACCACGAUGACUUCAUCGGAUUCACGCAAGCUGCUGCCAACACCACCACUGAGAUUAAAAAGAAUCCCAACCAACAACCCAAAAACAUGGUCAUCAGAAAAGGAUGGCUGAGCAUCAACAAUCUUGGAAUGAUGAGAGGUGGCUCCAAAGAAUUCUGGUUUGUCCUGACCGCCGAGUCCCUCUCCUGGUUCAAAGAUGACCAAGAGAAAGACAAUAAAUACACAAUCGUCCUCAGUCCCGAAAUGCGCCUCCGCCCAGUCGAGAAGAAAUCCGUUUUCGGAGCUCACUUCAUCUUCCAAAUCUUCAAUACAGAAAACAAAAACAUCUUCAAGGAUCAUAAAACUCUAGACCUUUCCUGUCGCGAUGCUGAUAGCUUGGAGACCUGGCAGGCUUCAUUUUUAAGAGCGGGUGUUCUUCCGGAGUACAAGAAGCCGGAGGAAGAAGAGAAAAAAGGGACCGCCGCAGAAGAAGACUUAGAUCAACAGAUCGAGGACUCGAAAGACCCGCAACUUGAACGUCAAGUUGAAACAAUUCGUAAUCUGGUCGAUUCAUACAUAGGAAUCGUCAUCAAAAACCUCAAGGAUCAAGUUCCAAAGAUGAUAAUGUACCACAUGCUGAACGCUACCCGAAACUUCAUCGCGGAAGAACUGCUGGCUCAGAUCUACGCCGAAGUAAACAUCAGCGCAGCAAUGGAGGAAUCGCCGCAGGAGCUCGAGCGCAAGACCGAAUUGCUCAACAUCUUCCAUUCACUCAAAGAGGCUGUUAAAAUUAUUGGAGACAUUAAUAUUUCGACGCACUCGACACCGACCCCCGCCGCGGUCGAUUACAACUGGGUACAGGAAAAUCAAAGGCAAGCGCCGCCGCAGCAAACGCCAUUUAGCCAACCACAGCUUAUGCCAGCUCCUUCGAAUAGCUACGGCGGAUAUGGAGGCCCUCCAGCAGCUGGUGGACUUCCUUCGGCCAUGGCUCGCCAGAGCAGGGCGAGUCCCGGUCCGGGCAUGGGCAACAGAGCAGCUCCAGCCAUUCCUCCGCGACCCUCUGGCGGUGCUCCCCCUCCGGUACCGAAUCGACCAACUCAAACGCGAAACAACUUUUACUGA